Molecule: messenger RNA, 2565 nt
Organism: Fraxinus pennsylvanica
Lineage: Eukaryota; Viridiplantae; Streptophyta; Magnoliopsida; Lamiales; Oleaceae
Source: the annotation of a GenBank genome assembly
AUGAGUCGUGGAGCUGAGAAAUAUGAAGAUUCAGUUAACUGCUGCGAGUCAGGUGCUAACAAGAGUAUUUUGGAACAUGAUGCACCUGAAAUUAAUUUGGCUUGCUCGAAGCAUUUCUCAAUUUGCAGCUUUCUGGAUGAUGGGCUUUCCUUUAAGAAGAGUACCCAGAUGGCUUCGGUUCGCUUAGAUCAAGAUGGAGAUUGCAUUGAUAAACUUUUGGUUGAGCAUUUAUUCCCCUCGGACUCUUCUGAUGUAAGUGAUGACUUUGGAGAGCCAGAUAUCCUUCCUCGAAUUGGAGAUGAGUAUCAACUUGAAAUUCCACCAUCCAUCGAAAAGUCCCUCUAUAUUUCGUUCACAAAUAAUUCAACAGAUGCACAAAAUGGAGUUCAUUCUCACCACCACUUCUUUAUUGGAUUGCCCAUGCCGUUAAUGUGGAUCAAUACCAGAGGUGUGUGGAUAAAGCAAGAAGCAUGGGAAGAACCAAAAAUUGCUUCAGAUUUCAGAUCUUCACAAGCUAAUAAUAUCAAGAAAAAAGAGUAUUCCUAUAAUGAAAAUUUUGGGAUUAAAACUGAGCCUUCGCAUUAUUCAGUAGACAGUAGGAGGGAAAUAAGAAAAUCAGAAAAUUUACCAUUGGAAGACAACUUACACCAGUCCAGCAAUCAAGGAUAUUUUUUGGUUCCUGGAUUAUGUAGCGAGCAUUGGACUGACAUUGAAGAGGAUAGCUUCCUUCUUGGUUUGUACAUCUUCGAGAAGAACUUUGUUCAGCUCAGGCAAUUCAUUGAAAAUAAAGAGAUGCGUGCUAUACUGUCAUUUUAUUAUGGGAAAUUUUAUGGUACAGAUAAAUAUCAUAGAUGGUCCGAAGGCCGAAAGAUGAGAAGCAAGAAGUGUGUAUAUGGGCACAAGAUCUUUUCUGGUUUGAGGCAGCCGGAAUUACUGUCUCGUAUACUUCCUAGCAUGUCAGAAGAAUGUCAAAAUGCUCUAGAGGAGGUCUCAAAGUCAUUUGGGGAGGGGAAAAUGUCACUACAAGACUAUAUAUCCUCUUUGAAGACCAUGGUUGGGAUGAAAGUUCUUGUAGAAGCAAUUGCAAUUGGUAAGGGAAAGCAAGAUCUCACGAGAAUGGCCUUGGAAACUUCGAGGUCCAACCAAGUUGUCCCUAUUCGUCCAGAGAUACCAACUGGAAAAGCAUGGUCAUCCCUUUCAACCAGUGAAAUUAUCAAGUUUCUAACUGGAGAUUACCGAUUGAGUAAAGCUCGCUCAAAUGAUCUGUUCUGGGAAGCUGUUUGGCCUCGUUUGCUGGCAAGAGGUUGGCAUUCGGAGAAACCUAAGAAUCAGGGUUAUAUUGCUGGUUCAAAUCAUGGUUUGGUUUUUUUAUUUCCUGGUGUCAAAAAGUUCUCGAGAAGGAAACUGGUGAAAGGCGACCACUAUUUUGAUUCUGUGAGUGAUGUCUUGAGCAAAGUUGCCAAAGAACCUGAACUGCUUGAGCUUGAAGCAGAAGAUGAUGGUAACAAGAACAAAGAACAAGAUGAUCAUGAUCUGCCUAUGAGGCAACGCCAUUGUUAUCUUCAACCUCGAACUCCGAAUCGCAAUAGUGACAUAAUGAAAUUUAUGGUUGUAGAUACUAGUCUCACUGAUGGGAAACCUUAUAAAUUGAGAGAAUUGAGAAGCCUGCCAUUUGAAAUUUCGAACAUGUUGACCUCGCGAAAUCAUUCUGAAGUUAGUGAUGAGGAGAGUACUGAUGAGACCACUGAUGAAUCUGAUACUGUCAAUACCAUGCAUGUUGAUUCAGGAGUGACAGAUAAUGCAAGUCUCCAUACAACUACCUCCAAUGAGAAAAUGCUUCCUGGUAGGAAAGACCAUGAUGUUAAUGCCCCAUACCAAGAUAUUCAUACCAUUGGUCCUAAUGUUGAUAAUAUUUUGUUGAGUAGCUUGAAGAAUAAAAAAGAUUUACACGAGGACAAGCAAUCGAGGAAGUUCAUAAACUCCCGCUCGAGCCGGAAGCAGAAACAAGAUAUGGACAGUAUUGCUCCCAUCAGAAAACUGCAUCAGGGGCUAUCUGCUUGUAGUUGUGAUGAAACAAGCAACGGUGGGGUUCAUUCCUUGAGGGUUCCCAGAUCGGAAAAUAAGAUUUCUAGUUGCUGCUCAGGCGUUCAUGAAUUUUCUGAGUAUAAAUCUACUGAAGUUGGUUCUUCUCAAGAUAAGUUGUCAUCCACCAGUUCCCCAAAAGGUAGUCCCAUUGGUAGCGUUGAGUGUACUCCUAAUGCCAAUAUUGAUGCUGCAGAAGCCCCACUAGAGAAUCCUCAAUCUCAGACAUUGAUUGACCUUAAUUUUCCUCAAGUUCCCAUGGACAUGGAGAAUGGUUUCUUAGCAACAGAAUCACAAAAUCCCUCUGCUAUUGAGGCUAGUUACGACCAGCAGCCUAGCAUGAAUAUGCCGAGGCAUAGCACUAGGAACCGGCCUCCAACAACCCGAGCACUUGAAGCUCUGGCUAAUGGUCUUUUAACCAUAAAAAGAAGGCGGAAAAGUAAAAAUACCAGUAGUUUAGAGAACAGGACAUCUGACCUUUGA